UGUUUUCCAAGUUGGCAUUUCCAUUACUUCCAUUAGUUUUGCAGCGGUAGUAUAAUCUUAUAAAAACCUAAACACUUUGUGCUCCGCUUCACACCUGUGCAACACGUUAACGGAAUCAAAACAUUCAUUUCAAUCUCUACUUACGCUUCAAGACAAGUGCGCUACCUUACCGCUUAAAAGUUCUUUAACAGGAGCAAUUAAGUACAUAAUACAAAACAACGUGCGAUUAUGUAACAUACAGUUUACGAAUAACGAAGCAAAAAAAAACAAAUGCUUUAGUGCGUAGCAACCGUUAAUUCUAGUGUUUUUUUUUUUUGAGGUAGUGGCUUUUUUAAUUUGCACUUGAGUGAUUUUCAGUUUAAAACAACAAAAAAAAAAAACAAAAAGAAGACGACGCUAAACAACCAAAAAAGCGGCAAAGCAUGACCAACCGCCAAACCGCCACUAAAAAGCGAAAAAUUAAAUAAAACACCAAAAAUCCACAAAAAUAAUGAAAAUCGAUAACUACAAUGUAUUUAUGUACAUAUGUACAUACAUCUGUACGUAUAUGAAGUUACAAUAGUAAAACGUAAAUUUAAACAGCAAAGGCAUUUUGUGUUACGCGAAUAAAUGUCGAAUGUCGAAAGUAAUAUAAUAGUGUUAAUUGCAUGUAUUGUAUUAAUGCAUCUGACUGCUACAGACCAAUGUUAAAUUUUCUUCAAUGUUAAAUAUAUCCGAAGCAAAUACGCGCCAAAAAUUUUAAUAAGUUUCGAGGCCACAGCGUUUUAGACUUUCGGAGUGCUUUGUUUAAUUCUAACGGAAAUUUCUACUGGACCUUCUACUAAUACAAUGACUGGAGGACUAUUGGAGCUAAAAAUGUUGGAUGUCUGAAAAUAUCUAGUUAGGAAAAAGUGCCACGAAUAAACCGUCGGUGAAAAUUGGAGUAAUAUUAUAUCUAACUCAGAAUGUCAUAUUAUCGACAAAGAUUAAAAUACACGGAUAUCCCAGUGACUGUCCUUUUCUUACUUAUGAUGCACCUAUCAUUGCUCACGACAGUAAUAACAGUUGAUUUAAACACUGAACAUAGUUCUGGAAGCAAAGCGAAUCCCAUCACCAAUCGUAGCACAAAAGUUUUUAAGAACCCGUUGCUGCCUAAAGCUGCAGUUAGAAUGGACAAUUCGGGCAACAGAGGAUCCGAAAAAAACGCGGAACCCUCAAAGCAGUCGCUUGUGUCAUUAUCAUCUAAAUCAUAUAUUAGUAGGCCAAACUCAACAACAACGCCAAUGCCAACUAAGCUGGCAAAACGGGCUGGUUCUGCCGCUGAAAUAAAGCAUAAAAAAGUGAGCAAAGAGAAUACUAAUCGCACUGGAGACACCGUUGCACGCAGUAAACUUCGUCAAGAAGGGGAUCAUAUUCCCGAUUCAUCGGGACAUAUUCCUUAUCGGAUAGGUCGACCACACCUAGUACCGCCGGAAUAUGACCCCACUGGAGUGAGUGCGAUUUCAAAUGAUGGCGGCACCGGCUAUCAAACAGUGUCUUAUGAAGCGGAUAAAUGGACCAAUGAUUACUGGGAACGAGACUAUAACAAACAUUUUGUAUACAACAGUACUCGAGUACAACAUAUAGAGGCUGAGUGUCAAGACGACUACAUGAAAAUACGGAUUGGCUUUAACUCCACCUUCAGCGGGCUAGUGUAUUCGGCAGGCUAUGCUUAUGAUCCUGACUGCAUGUACAUAAAUGGUUCAGGUCGAGACUAUUAUGAGUUCUACAUUCAGUUAAAUCGCUGCGGAACUUUGGGAAAAAAUGCACUUCAUGACGAAAAGAGGAAAAAUCCAACUAACUUUAUGUGGAACACUGUGACAGUUCAAUACAACCCGCUUAUAGAAGAAGAAUACGAUGAACAUUUCAAAGUCACUUGCGAGUAUGGCUAUGAUUUUUGGAAGACGGUCACUUUUCCAUUUUUAGAUGUUGAAGUAGCGACUGGUAAUCCUGUCGUCUUUACUCUAAGUCCCCCUGAGUGCUACAUGGAAAUACAAAAUGGAUACGGUAUCGGCGGACCACGUGUCACCGGACCAGUGCGUGUCGGCGACCCACUUACUUUGAUCAUUUACAUGCGCAGCAAAUACGAUGGCUUUGACAUCGUGGUAAAUGAUUGCUAUGCUCACAAUGGUGCUAACAAGAGAAUCCAGCUCAUAGAUGAAUACGGCUGUCCAGUUGAUGAUAAAUUAAUUUCACGUUUCCGUGGUUCGUGGUCAGAAUCCGGAGUAUUCGAAACACAGGUGUACGCUUAUAUGAAGACUUUCCGCUUUACUGGAUCGCCAGCCCUUUAUAUUGAAUGCGAUGUUCGAAUGUGUCAUGGCCGAUGCCCUAGCCAGCCAUGCCACUGGAGAAAUUUGAAAGCUGUGACUAAACGUGACAUAUCCAAUUCAACGGCAUCGGACUUAAAAUCAGCCGUGAUGCCAGCAACGACGCCAUCAGUAGAAGUAGCUGCUACGCUUUCAGAUUUAUCACUUGAUUCUAAAAUCACUGCAGAAGAGGUCAACACAGUAAAACCAGAUGGCUCGUUGUCGGAGAAUGUCAACCUCUUUCAAUCGCUGAGGGUACUGCAAGAAGGAGAAUCUGACGGUGAUGACAUUUACUCAUAUGCCCACCGCUUAGAGCCCCCUAAACAUCAAACCUGCCUAAAAACGUCAACGUUUUCUGCGCUUACUGUUACAUUUUCGGUGGUGAUGUGUGUACUUUCAGGUGCAUUAAUGUUGACAUGUUCUCGUCUCAAGCAACGCAGCAAGGGUGCAUCUUUAUAUGAUACAUACAUCACUCAUAAAGGUCAAAUCGAUUAAUGACACCUAC
This is a messenger RNA of Rhagoletis zephyria (snowberry fruit fly), 2829 nucleotides long. RefSeq lists its product as uncharacterized. The record is from RefSeq and is a predicted model, not a curated record. NCBI's taxonomy places the organism in Eukaryota, Metazoa, Arthropoda, Insecta, Diptera, Tephritidae.